Molecule: messenger RNA, 4164 nt
Organism: Microplitis mediator
Lineage: Eukaryota; Metazoa; Arthropoda; Insecta; Hymenoptera; Braconidae
Product: cytosolic carboxypeptidase 2-like
Exons: 11
Coding region: 1-2946 (981 amino acids)
Biological process (GO): proteolysis
Molecular function (GO): metallocarboxypeptidase activity; zinc ion binding
Source: RefSeq, a predicted model, not a curated record
AUGCAAGAAUACUUUGAAUCCAAGACUGCCGAAGAAAAUGCUGGAGGUCUUAUAUCAUCGGAAUGUAUUCAAGACCGUUUUGGAAUAAUAAGACGUGAUUUAGAUUCAGUGUUGCCAAUAACAACGAGUGUAUACAAGUAUCGUGAAGUUGACGUUCAAUUGACGGAUGUAGUGGCGCAGGAACCACGUUGGCCAACUGAGUGUAAAGUUGUAGCUGAACGAAUACGGCAUAUUGAUUACAUUCCACCAAUACCAGAGCCGUAUUAUAUACCAACUAAUCGUGAACCUAAACCUAAACCAGUUAGCGAUGAAUUUGGUACUGUUAUAUUUAAUUAUUGUCCGACAAGUGUUACUAAUUAUUUUAGUAGAUCUUGUAUCGGUGGUACGUCAAUCGAUUCAGUAUCAUCAUAUCUAGUUGACAUUGAUGACAAUAAUGAUUUACAAUUUGAAUCACGUUUCGAGUCUGGUAAUCUAGGAAAAGUUAUUAAAAUAACUGAUACUUAUUACCAAUUAUAUUUACGCAAAGAUCUCUACACUCAACGUCACAUGCAGUGGUUUUACUUUAGAAUUUCUAAUACUCGCAGUCGUACGAUUUAUCGACUGUCAAUAGUUAAUUUCUGCAAAGAAGACAGCCUUUAUAAUGAAGGACUCAAACCGUUGCUGUAUUCCCUUAAAGACGCAAAUCUUCAUGCCGUAGGAUGGAGGCGCUGCGGCGAAAAUAUAAGUUACUACAAAAAUGACUCGUCGGAUGAAGAACGUGAAAAACACACAUUAACUUUCAAUAUAACUUUCCCACAUGACCAGGACACGGUUUAUUUAGCACAUUGUUAUCCAUACACGUACAGCGAUUUGCAGGAAUAUUUGUCAAAAUUAUCUAGCGAUCCUGUUAAAAUAAAGUUCACAAAACUACGGCUCCUUUGUCGUACACUGGCGGGUAAUUGUGUUCAUUACUUGACAAUAACAGCACCAAAUAAUAAUGAUGAGGGUAAAAAAAAGAAGGGUAUUGUUAUAACGGCACGUGUACAUCCUGGUGAGACUCCUUCAAGUUGGAUGAUGAAAGGAAUAAUUGAUUUUUUGACUGGCGAAUCAAAUCAGGCACGAGAACUAAGAGAGAGAUUUAUCUUCAAAUUAGUGCCGAUGUUGAAUCCAGAUGGCGUGAUUGUCGGCAAUAAUAGAUGCUCUCUGAGUGGAAAAGACUUGAAUCGUCAGUACCGUACAGUAAUGCGGGAAAGUUAUCCAUCUGUUUGGCACACGAAGCUGAUGAUUCGCCGUCUGAUGGAAGAAUGUGGGAUCGCGAUGUACUGCGACUUGCAUGCGCACUCGCGAAAGCACAAUAUUUUUAUCUACGGAUGUGAGAGCAAACGUGCAAAUUGCUAUGGAAAAUUGGCUGAACAAAUUUUCCCGCUUAUGCUACACAAAAAUGCUGCGGAUAAAUUUUCAUUCGAAAAUUGUAAGUUUUAUAUCGAAAAGGGAAAAGAGGGCACUAGUCGCGUUGUCGUUUGGCUGAUGGGCAUUCAGAACAGCUACACAAUGGAGGCUUCUAUGGGCGGGUCGAAAUUAGGUUCACGCAGCGGAACUCAUUUUUCGGCUCAAGAUUAUGAACAAAUUGGAAAGGCCUUUUGUGAAACUCUUAUAGACUUUUCGGAUGACGAUCCUAUGAAGGAAAAAUUGCGUAGUAAAAUAUUAUUACGGCUGAUCAAAGAAGGAUCGAGUGCCGACGAGCCGACGAAUAUAAAUCUUACAGACUACUCGAGCGACGAGGGGGACGACAGCGAGAGUUCAGAAGAAGAAAAAAUUCAUUUAAACAAAAUAUAUAACGAAAAUGAUAAUUUUUACGAGGAUCGAAAACAAACUAAAUAUAUGUGCGUUCCACCUCCGUCUCCUCAGAUUACGAAACCGCAAGCUCUUAAUAAAUUUAAAAAAAUACGAUCGAAAGCUCAAUUACGUGAGAGCCAUCGCGUUAAAAGAAAACAUAUGAAUCGUCGGGCAUUGGAUUUACCAUCAACGGAUCCUGGGAGCGAUAUGUGCUGCGAUUUAAUCGAGGAUGAAUUUAAUACCCAGGAAACUAAAGUACGGAAAGAAUCCGCGGUUACGAUUACGACAGAGUUUGCUACCAAAAAAUUAACUGAUGACUUGCCAAUACGAGGGAAUCCAUCACCAUUUCUUGAUGAUUUACUUGAUGACAAAUCAGUGAAAUUGCGAUUACGAAGCCCUCGGCCUAGAUCGAUACGACAUCUAUCGCCGGUAUUUUUACGAAAUAAUGAGAUACAGAUGAAACUGACGUCUUUGAAGCAGCAAAUAUGGACGACAGGUGUCUUGACGAAUCAGGAUGUUGAUAAUUUAUUUGAAAAAAAUAUAAUUGAUAGUGAGCUGUCUGAAUUUUCGUUGGCUAAUAAUGAGAGCGAAGCUGUACUCAAAUUAUGUUCAAAAAAAUUAAAGUCACUAGAGUAUGCGAAUAAAUUAGAAGCAAAAAAAUUAAAAAAAUUGACAAAAAAAUCAACGACUAAAAGCGAUAGAGCAGAUGAAAAAAAAUCUAGUGAUAAAAAAAAAUCUAAACGUAAUAAGACUGAAAAUUUUAAUUCUGCUGAAAAUCUAGCGCCUAAAAAAACUGAUUCAUUGGAUGGGCUAAAAUUAUUUGGAAUAGCGAAAUUACCUAAAGCACAAAAAAUAAAUAAUAAUAAGCAAGACUCGCGGAAUAAAUUUCGCAAGACUGGACUAGUUGCAAGCACGGCUGUUCAUGUAGCGAAGGUUAAAAGUAAAUCGUCAGAAAUAACAACUGAUUUGGGAGGUAAAAAUUCAAGUUCAAGUUCUGAUGAAGUUUUGGUUCCAAUCUCAACUGCCGCUAGACCAAAAACAGGCCGUAAAAAACUAAAUGAAAGACGUAAACUUCAUGCUUUUAGUGCAAAUGUUCUGUUAAUUAGUUCGAGUAAGAAUCGUGACAAAUAAAUCGAUUUAUUAAACGGAGUUGAUAGUUUCAGAUAAUUUAAAAUUAAUAUUAUAAUUGAAUGCGCAAUUUUUAAAUUUUUAAUUCACGAGCUGUUGAAAAUACAACUGAUUAAAUUUUUUAUAGAACUAAUACUUAUAUCUUGUAGCUAUCAGUUGUGGGUUCUCAUUCAAGAGGAAAUUUGAUCGAAAGUAUCUAAAAGUUAGAAUUAGAGCGAUGAAUUUAAUAGCCUACAUGGAAAAUUGAUUUUAAAUAAUUUUUUAUAUAUUUGAAUCUGGUUAAAAAUCUAUUGAAGCAAAACUAGGCUUGUUGGUACUCUUUCCAGAGGAUUUUUGAUACAGAACCCCUAGGAAGUUGACCGGAAGUCGUAACUCUAGUAGUUUCUAAGAUCAAUGAAUUUAUAGAAUUUUCAUUUCCGGUUAAAAAUCUAUUGAAACAAAACUAGGCUUGUUGGUACUCAUUCCAGAGGAUUUUUGAUACUGAACCCCUAAGAAGUUGACCGGAAGUCGUAACUCUAGUAGUUUCUAAGAUCAAUGAAUUUAUAGAAUUUUCAUUUCCGGUUAAAAAUCUAUUGAAACAAAACUAGGCUUGUUGGUACUCAUUCCAGAGGAUUUUUGAUACAGAACCCCUUGGAAGUAGACCGGAAGUCGUAACGCUAGUAGCUUCGAAGAUAAAAGAAUUUCUAAAAUUUUUAUUUCCGGUUAAAAAUCCAUCAAAGCAAAACUAGGCUUGUUGGUACUCAUUCCAGAGGAUUUUUGAUACAGAAGCCCUAGGAAGUUGACCGGAAGUCGUAACUCUAGUAGCUUCGAAGAUAAAAGAAUUUCUAAAAUUUUCAUUUCCGGUUAAAAAUCUAUUGAAGCAAACCUAGGCUUGUUGGUACUCAUUCCAGAGGAUUUUUUAUGCAGAACCUUCAGAAAGUUGACUGAAAGUCGUUACUUUAAUAGUUUAGAAAAUAAAUUAAUUUUUAGGAAUUUAAAAAAAUUUGAUUUCCGGUCAAAAAUUAAUGGAAGCAAACCUAGACUUGUUGGUACUCAUUUUAAAGGAAAUUUAAUGCCUAACACACAGGAAAUAAUUUUCCAAAAAUAUUUUUAAAAAUUAAUAAUUAAAAUUAAAAAAAUUUCCUGGUUUUGAAUUUGAAAUUUAAAAAAUUGUGUAUUCAAUUAUUUUAAUAAAUUUAUAAAAAUUAGCAUUAGCUAAAAUUUUGUUAUAAAAAAGAAAAC